UCACGGUCACAGUCACAUUCACAGCAGCAUGAUGAGUUCAUCUAACAAUUCCCGUGAUCAUCCAGAUCAAGUAAAAGGGAUUCCACCUCCAUCAACGGCAUUUCAUAUGCGUCAAUUGCUAGUCAGUUGCGCAGACCUCAUCUCUCAAUCUGACUUCUCCGCAGCUCAACGCCUUUUCUCCCACCUUUUAUCCUCCAACUCUUCUCCUUAUGGCGAUUCCACUGAGAGGUUGGUUCGUCAAUUUGUUCGAGCCCUUUCUUUCCGCCUUAAUCGUCAUUCCACCCCCACUAGCACUGCUCCUCUUGAUUUCAGUCCUCCUUGUACUACUAAUACUAAUAACAAGAUGAUGAUGAUCAGCUAUGAGUCGACGGAUCAGGAGACUCUUCGUUCUUGCUACUUGUCCUUGAAUCAGAUCACCCCAUUCAUAAGAUUCUGCCAUCUAACUGCAAAUCAGGCUAUCUUGGAAGCCAUACAAGUAGGGCAGCAAGCCAUUCACAUCAUAGACUUCGAUAUCAUGCAUGGGGUGCAAUGGCCUCCAUUGAUGCAAGCUUUGGCUGACCGAUCUAACAACACUCUUCAUCCCCCUCCAAUGCUUCGAAUCACCGGAACCGGCCAUGAUUUGAACAUUCUCCAGAGAACUGGAGACCGCCUUUUGAAAUUUGCCCACUCCUUAGGCCUCGGGUUCCAAUUUCAUCCUCUUCUCCUUCUCAACAAUGAUCCUACCUUUCUCGCUCUCCAUCUCCCAUCAGCAAUUACUCUUCUCCCAGAUGAAGCCCUCGCCGUGAACUGCGUGUUGUAUCUUCACAGGUUCCUUAAGGAUGAUUCUCGUGAACUGCUCCUUUUUCUUCAUAAAAUCAAGGCCUUGAACCCCAAGGUAGUGACGGUUGCUGAAAGGGAGGCCAGCCACAACAACCCUCUCUUCUUGCAGAGGUUCCUGGAGGCCUUGGAUCACUACACAGCUCUCUUCGAUUCCUUGGAGGCAACCCUACCACCAAACAACAGGGAGAGACUGGCAGUUGAGCAGAUAUGGUUUGGGAGAGAAAUAAUGGACAUAGUAGCAGCAGAAGGAGAGGUAAGAAGAGAAAGGCACCAGAGGUUUGAGACUUGGGAAAUGUUGCUAAAGAGUGUAGGUUUUAGCAGCGUUCCACUGAGUCCCUUUGCACUUUCACAGGCCAAGCUUUUGCUAAGGCUCCAUUAUCCUUCAGAGGGUUAUCAGCUUCGGAUUCUCAACAAUUCUUUCUUCUUAGGUUGGCAGAAUCAUUCCCUCUUCUCUGUCUCUUCCUGGCACUAG
This is a messenger RNA of Populus euphratica (Euphrates poplar), 1291 nucleotides long. It is a transcript of the gene LAS, whose product is annotated as GRAS family transcription factor. The coding region runs from base 29 to 1291 and encodes 420 amino acids. The transcript has a single exon. The record is from RefSeq and is a predicted model, not a curated record. NCBI's taxonomy places the organism in Eukaryota, Viridiplantae, Streptophyta, Magnoliopsida, Malpighiales, Salicaceae.